CCACAUUGUAAACAACGCCACGAUCCUUCCUGCACGCUUACCGGGGACAGUCAGACAAGCAUAACAAGGAUAAACAAGUGAAAAAACAAGCCAUUCUUCACCAAAAUAAGCCAGUCUGACUCCCCUGCUUGCACGCUAUCCUCCAUCCCCCUCCUCCAGUCUCGUUCCUGCCCUCCACACUAAGCCAAGAUGCCGUACGCCAACCAGCCCUCGCUCAACCUGAUGGAGCUGACGGAGGAGAACAUCAAAUUCUACAUCGAGGACACGGAUCUGAGCGUGGCCAACAGCAUCCGCCGCAUCCUCAUGGCAGAGACGCCCACCAUCGCCAUUGACUGGGUGCAGCUGGAGGAAAACUCAACAGUGCUCAGCGAUGAGUUCAUAGCCCAUCGCAUUGGCCUGAUUCCCUUCACGUCGGACGAGAGGAUAGAGCAGAUGCAGUACUCUAGGGACUGUUCCUGCACAGACUACUGCCCCGAGUGCUCUGUGGAGUUCACGCUGGACGUCAAGUGCCAGGACGACCACACGCGGCAGAUCACCACGGCCGACCUCAAGUCCUCCGACGCCAGGGUCAUCCCCGUCACCUCACGCCACAGGGAGGACGAGGCCAGCGAGUACGGGGAGAGUGACGACAUCCUAAUUGUCAAGCUGCGUAAGGGCCAAUCUCUGCGACUCCGAGCAUACGCCGUGAAAGGGUUCGGCAAGGAGCAUGCCAAGUGGAACCCAACCAGCAGCGUGGCCUUCGAGUACGACCCCGACAAUUCCCUCCGCCACACACUGCUGCCCAAGCCCGAGGAGUGGCCCAAGAGCGAGUACUCCACCCUGGACGAAAACACACCCCAGGCAGACUUCGACCCGACCGGCAAGCCCAACAAGUACUACUACAAUGUUGAAAGUGCCGGAGCCCUCAAGCCAGAGAACAUCAUCCUCAUGGGCAUCGCAGCGCUGAAGAAGAAACUGUCGGACCUCCAGAACCAACUCAGCAUGGAGGCACAAUCAGAUGCCUUGGCCAUCAACUAGACCUCUUGUUAGUGUUAGUUAGGGUAGGUUUAUGAGUCUGUGUUUAUGAGGGCUGCGAGAACUGUUGGUGUCACUGGCCGUCACCGAGAACUCUUUAUUAGUUAGUGUUGUAGUGCUGCUGGAACUGUUGAUGUAAGUGUGUCAGUCACUUGCCAUCAAUUAAAACUCGUUAGGUUAAUUCAUGGUUGUCGUCUAUCUUUACGAGUGCCACAGGAGUUUAUGAGUGUUUAUAAGUCUGUGUUCACGAGGACUGCCGGAACUGUUGGCGUCACUUGCUGUCAACGAGAUUUAUGCAUAACAAUGAUCUCUUAUUUCCAGGUUUUCUUGAUAAGUCAUUGAAGCUGUCGGUGGCAACAAGAUAGGCAUGUGCUGUUGAGUGUUACCAUUGUGUCUCUUUAGUGUGAGUGUUGCUGUUGCAGGUUCAUUCAUAUCAUACAUUCUCCUCAUUGCAGAGUCACCAAGGAACUCCAAACCUCAAUUCAGCUCACAAUGGGAACUUCAGAUAUUAAUAAAGAAUUUGUAUUAGAAACUUUA
Eriocheir sinensis (Chinese mitten crab) is the source of this 1551-nucleotide messenger RNA. It is a transcript of the gene RpII33, whose product is annotated as DNA-directed RNA polymerase II subunit RPB3-like. The record is from RefSeq and is a predicted model, not a curated record. The transcript is spliced from 5 exons. Gene Ontology annotation, molecular function: protein dimerization activity; DNA-directed RNA polymerase activity; DNA binding. NCBI's taxonomy places the organism in Eukaryota, Metazoa, Arthropoda, Malacostraca, Decapoda, Varunidae. Gene Ontology annotation, biological process: DNA-templated transcription. Bases 190 to 1017 code for a protein of 275 amino acids. Gene Ontology annotation, cellular component: RNA polymerase II, core complex.